Molecule: messenger RNA, 5398 nt
Organism: Pectinophora gossypiella (pink bollworm)
Lineage: Eukaryota; Metazoa; Arthropoda; Insecta; Lepidoptera; Gelechiidae
Product: GTPase-activating Rap/Ran-GAP domain-like protein 3
Exons: 24
Coding region: 499-3489 (996 amino acids)
Biological process (GO): regulation of small GTPase mediated signal transduction; activation of GTPase activity
Cellular component (GO): cytoplasm
Molecular function (GO): GTPase activator activity
Source: RefSeq, a predicted model, not a curated record
UUAUGAGGUUGCUGUAGAGUAAUUUACCCUAAAUUGUCAUUUUAGUUGAACUAAAACCCUUUUAAAUUGUCGGUUGGACCCGUGUCAAUCCGCGAAGUUUGGAAUUACUAAAAGUCACAAACUGUAUUCAACUUGUGAGAGCGACAUGUAAUCAUUUGACUUGUAAACUACUUUGGAAGUCUGCAAUAACAAAUACACAUACUUACUCUGACGCCGUAAAGUUUGGUAGAUUAACAAAACUUGACGAGACUACUAAUCAAAACAAUACAUAGUAUUGUACAUGUUAAGCACUUUUUAAGAUAAACAUCAACAAAUAAAUUCCCUAAAACACAACAUUUGAAAUAAAAAUAAAAAAAAUGAAUAUGACAACAGUCUAUAACAACUAAGUACAUAAAUCUCCACUUGUAUUAACAAGACUAAGUGUCUGUUAAAAUAAUAUUCCAAAAACGAUUAAUACAAAAAAGAGAUUUGACCGUGGUUGGGUGGUAGUGUGGCCGAAUGGUGUGCGAUGGUGGCGCCAUGCUUUGCCUGGAGUCCUUGAUGGCUCGGUGGCGGGAGCGCGGGGAGCGAGAAGGGGAGCGGCGCGCGCGCUCGCGCAGCCUCUGCUCCUCGGCCGACGGCAGCCUGCUGCAACUGUUGCACCGACGAGCCAGCAGCGCUAUCUCGUCUGCCAGCGAGCUGAUCUCCAGGCGGGGCGUGUUCUCUCGCCGGCAGUAUGGCUCCGUCGAACAGUUAUCGGGAACAGCAGGGGAUCCAGGCACAUUGGAUGCAGUGCAGAGGCGCUACCGCCUCGAGAAUGGAAACUCCCUUGGAGAAAAGGAUGAGCUUUUCGGGCCUCCUAGCGCGCCAGUGCUCGAGAACCCAGAGUUCCAGACCAGAUGGUACUUCAAAUAUUUCCUUGGAAAAAUGCAUCAGAAUUACAUAGGCGUGGACGGAGCCAGAGAACCAUAUCUACUGAGCGUCGUGCAAGAAGGGGGCGCGGGACUUUUACGAGCCAUACUCUUUAAUAAAAUGGGUGCCCACAAGAUAUACCUGCCACCGAGCGCAUGGAACAGCGGUGGAGGUGGUCAGGCGCCUACCAGACCCACAGUCAAACAGAUCCUGGCACAGUUUCCAGCCAUGGAGAGAGUCGACAAGGUGCCAAGAGAGAUUACGUGUGCUGAACUUCAAAAGGAUGUGUUACUACUUGAAGAGCAAGAGGGGUCUGUCAACUUCAAAAUUGGCGUCAUGUUGAUGACUCCGGGCCAGAAGACUGACGACGAGAUGCUGUCGAACGAGAAAGGCGACGAGAAAUGGGAACGAUUUAUUUCGCUUUUGGGAGACAAAAUUCGAUUAAGAGGAUGGAAUCGCUUUCGUGGAGGCCUUGACGUCAAAGGCGACAUGACUGGCAGUCACUCCAUCUACACGAUGCAUCAGGGUCAUGAGAUCAUGUUCCACGUCUCCACGAUGUUGCCCUUCUCCAAGGAUAAUAAACAACAGCUGGAAAGAAAACGUCAUAUCGGCAACGACAUAGUGAACAUAGUGUUCACGGACGACUGUGCUCACAACACAUUCAACCCGCAAUGCGUAAAGAGUCACUUCACUCACAUAUUCGCAGUGGUAUCGGAAGUGGAAGGCGAGGGUUACAGGCUGAGCGUAUACAGUGAUGACACGGUGCCACCAUUCGGACCUUCGCUGCCGUGUCCGCCUGUCUUCAACGACCCGCAACUCUUCAGGGAGUUUUUAUUGGUAAAGCUAAUGAACGGGGAAAAGGCAGCGUUCCAAACACCGACGUUCGCGUUGAAGAGACAGAGGACGCUGGACACCCUGAUACGCGACAUCUACGCCGAACACUGCUCGGACCACAAGCCAAUGCUAUCGCGGCGCGCAUUAUCGGACGUGUGGUCAGGCGGCGCAGGCGCAGGCGGCGCUGGCGCGGCGCGGACGGAACGAUUCCUGCACGUCGGACAAGCGUUGAAGCUCGACGCCGUGCUGAGAGGAGACGCUCCUACCAGUCUUGUUUCCACUGGAUCUGGUGGUUCUCGGAGAGCACCGUGGGAAGGUCGCGUGUGGCGGUCAGCACCGCUGCCAGCCACUCCUGUCUGCGCUGAACAGCUGGCUGAAGGACGCCUUCUGCUCUCCACCACCUCCAACACUUACAUUUUAGAAGGUACAUACCUGGUUUCAGAAACCGGCACAACGCGGGUAGUGUUACGAUGGGAGGGAUGCGUGCGCGCCGCUCGGGUGACGGAGAGAGCCGGACUUUUCCGAGUGGGAGCGAGAGUGAUCGGCGGAGGGUCAACAACCGGCGGGGCCGGAGGUGCGGGGUUAUACGCACUGCCGCUGCAAGAGCUUUGCGCUGGCGCAUGGGCAAUGCGACCUCUCCAAGACUGCAAGCACGCAAGACUACCGCGCACAAAAACUGCGCAUUACUUCGACGUUUUGGAACAAGGUGAAGGAGGUAAAACGACAUUAGCCGUAGCGGUUGGUAGAAGGGUUCUCUUGAUGCUCGAAGAACAAAAGACUGAUAGCGAAAUGGGAUUCGAAUAUACACAUAUCAAGGAUAUUCAACUAAGUGAAUCGCCAGUACUGAUUAAACUAAUGGAUGGUGAAGUAGGAGUCUUAGUAGUUGGAUAUAAACAUCAUUGGGAAGUGCUAGAAUCUACCACUGGACAGGUGGUGAAAAGAGCAGAAAGUUCUGACGAUAACACGCCACGACGAGGCACUCUAGUCAACGCACUGCGCAUUGGAGAUGAAAGAGACGGACAAAUAGUUCUAUGUUAUAAUCAUACGUGUCACUUUGAAAGACUAACUACUAAAGGCAUGGAAAGCGAUGGCGAGUACGACUUCCAUUGGACAACUGUGCCUGCUGCUGUCGUAUGCGCGUUUCCAUACAUAAUGGCAUUUGCUGAAGACCUCCUAGAGAUACGAUUAGUAGCAAACGGGUCGUUGGUACACGCCGCCUGCAUACCGGGGCUUAAGUUGCUGUGCGGGAGACGGGAUAUAUUCUACGUAGCCUGCGCGCCAGAGUACGUUCCAUUGACAAGGGAAAUUGACCCUUGCUUCUUACAACACGAUAAUGAGCUGAUGCGUCAGAUGAGCAACAAGUGCGGCCCCUACUCUGUAGAUGAAGAUGACAAUAAUGAGAACAAAGGGGAAUCUAACCCCAGCCAGAACAACCGCACAUUGUCCGAGACCAACUCGACCUCAAGCAGAAGCAGCUCCUUGUCUUCUGAACAUGAGAACAUCAGACCGCCUCUGACGCGCAUGGCGCCAAUCUCGCCGCCCAGUUCACCGCAAGUACUUCCAGAGAACAGUGGGCGGUGCGUACGCAUCUACAAGAUUCCGCAGAGCAACCUCAGCGCGGGUACUUAUCAGCGACAGUCAGUUUCGGCGGACCAGGUCGUCACGUCCUAUUUCUCAGACAGGCCAAACAGCAUGAGGCAAAGGUUAGCAGAGUUGCGAUUGGACAGCAAGUCUAGAGGAGGGGGCGAUGACGAAACUUUAUAAACGCACUCAACGGAGUAGCUAGGAUCGAAUCAGGUGCACAAUUUUAAAACUAAAUAUAUACAUUUACAAUAUAUAAUAUUCCAAUGUUGUUAUGUUAGUAUCUCUAAUAUUAAAAUGUUUAUUCAGUGGAAUUUGGCAGAAAAUAGUAGAAACUGGUCAUCAUUUUUACCUCUAGCAACCCUGGGGCUCUUAAAAGUAAACGAAGAGAUUUUAAGACCAUGUGGGUAAAAAAAUAGUACCUAUCUAAACUAAAUUCUACUCUUUUUUGCCAUAAGUUGUACAUAAAUUAGUUUUCUUGUUUGUAGUAUGUUCAAGUAGUUUUAGAAUGUAGAAUGAAACAGCGUUUAUUGAUAAUGAUGUGAUACGGGUGAUGUGAUGCGUAGAAAGAUGUUUAUUAUGAAUUAUAGAAAUAUGAACUAUGAAGUAUAUUUAGAGAACGUACAUAAAGUUUACCAACAUUAGAAAAAAAUAUCAGAGAAAUUAGUAAACAAUAGAAAGUCAAUAUAUUUAUUUCUUCAAAAUAAAAUAAUUUUCGUGAAGUAUAUAGACUUCAAAUUGUAUACAUGUUACAUGUAAUAAUAUGCACAAAUGAUUAUGCUCAAGUCAUUGGAUUAACCAUCUAUUGUCGAUCAUCAUCCGAAAAUAAAAUAUUAUGUAGUUGAAAAUUAUACAAUAUAAAGAAUUGAAAUUAGAAUUGAUUAAGAAUUAUUACAAUACGUUAAUAAGAUUUUUAAAGAUAGAAUAAAUUGUAAAUAGCGUCUUAAUAAAAUAAAUAUCGUAACGAUUUGAAUCUCUAUAAAGUAAAGCGUUCAAUGACAAGACAAAAAGUGAUGUUGUAUCAUAGUUAUAUCUAGCUAAUAAGGAACUGUAAUGAUUGAGUUAAUUGUCACCUGAAUGUAAAAUAUUUGGACAACAGAAAAGAAGUGCCAUCCAAUUAUUCGGUUACCUUUCUAGAUUUAAUAUAAACUUUAACAUUUGCGAUGCAAGAGAAUUGAAAUCUUAUAAGUGUUGAUACAGAUCUUAUCUUUGUUGUAAAUAGAACAGUUGUAGAUUUAAUUAGUAGUAGACUGUAUACUACCGAAUUGAGGUAGUCAUAGUAGUCACCCAUCUUGUCUAGUAAUAGAUGUUCGUUUGUUUCGAGGGUCCGGCCAGAAAGGUCCUGAUAAACCCCAAACCGAUAUUUCAGACGGAUUUUUACGCAAUUUUUCCUAUAUAACAAAAUAAGAUCACGACUAUGCAUAGUCCAUCGCAAGAUGAAUAAAGAUGAAUGAACACCUUACCGAGCUUUCCGUUCGACCAACAUGACAGGUGGUGAGCCGUAUCGCCGCUAAUAACGGUAAAAAUAUGGAAAAUAAAUUAAUAAUUUUGGUGUAAGACCGGUACCUAUACCGGGGUUCAAACCAACGCUACCCGUUUAAGAAGCAAGCCGGUGCACCACAGGACCACAGUGACCUAAUACAGUCAGUACACGAACAUAUUUUAUUGCAGGGACUUAGUCCUGUUAAAGCAAGCGAUCGCUUAUAUCACAGACCGCCGUGACCGUAUACCGUAGACCGAGCGACACUCAUAGAGUUUACACCUCCUUUAGGUCAUUGGUCUGCGGAUCAUAAGCUCACAACUAUAUUUCCAAUUGGGCUAGUUAGCGGUAUAUCCAUCGCAAGAUGAACUGACUAGACUACCCACGCUUUUUCCUUUCCACGAAUUUUCUGUUAGAUCAACAUGAUAGGUGAUGAGGCGUAUCCCGAUCUGUAGAUCAAUGCCCUAACUAUAUUCCUCCUAGAAUGUAAACCUUGUCUGAAUUAGUCAUGCCAUCAUGGUCACUAGUGAUUUUGAAAUCGAUUAUUUAUCUAGUCAUAAAUGAAGUCAUCCUUUAGGAGUAAGGAUGUGCUGCCAAAGGAUGUUUUCGAGG